UCUGCACACUCUUCCUAUUAUUUUUCUAAAUAAAAUUAAAAUGGCAACACUGACUAAUUCUUCAACAAGAAAGCGCUCUAAAAACAGUGUAUCAGAAAUCGAUUCUUCUGAUAGACUGGCUGAAAUUCAGACAAAAUUGACAACAGCUGGUAUUUCUAUUUCCCCAUCGAAUUCUAAUCCUGAUUUAAUUUCGACAAUUAAUCUAUUAGUAACUCUUGUGAUACAACAGACAAAGCAAAUUUCGACCCUACAAGAAUCACUUAUUAAAAUUGAGCAACAUCUAAGCACCAAAAAUUCCGAUUCACCGCCCGAGGAUAAGGAAAAAAGCCGCUCGAUUGUGGUUGUAGGCGUUCCUGAGUCUGAGGGUCGGAAUGAUAGGGAAAAAUUUGUUAAUGAUAAAAAAACCAUAAACAACAUUAUUGAUUCGUUGGGAAUUCCUGCUGACCCUGUAACAAUUUAUCGAAUGGGAAAACAACGGACUGACAACAAGGGCCGACCACUUAAAGUUAUUAUGCCGUCCUCUUUCCAUCAACGACUAGUUCUCGCUCGUGCAAAAUCUCUUCGGUCAUCACCUUCCCUUUCUAAUAUUUUUAUUCGCCCAUCACAAACUAGAGAGGAACGACAAAAAGAAUUUGAACUGAGAAAAGAAUGCCGUGAGAGAAAUAAUGCUCUUAAAGAAGGUGAACCACCUUGGAAAAUCUAUAAAGGGAAAAUAGUUAGGGCUUUUAACCACGAUUCUUUUUAAAAUUAUCACAUGGACCACUAGCAAAAUGUUUAUAUUUCAAUGCAAGAUCUAUUAAAAAUAAACUUACAGAUUUACAUUUCAUAUUAGCCUCAUUUAAAUAUCAAAUAAUUUUAAUAACAGAAACGUGGUUAACCUCAGAAUUUUCCGACACUUUAUUAAUUAACGACUUACCAUAUAAAAUUUUUAGAACUGAUAGACCAAAAAGGGGUGGAGGUGUGGCCAUAAUUCUAUCUAAUAUUUUUUCAGUCAGUAACAUAAAGUUACAAAAAAAUCGAUUUAAUUUUGACAUUUUAUGUAUUGAUCUUACAGACUGUUUAGGAGAAAAAAUCCGGCUGAUUAACAUUUACGUACCCCCCAAAACUUCAGAUAAACAAUUUACAGAUUUAAUAUAUAUUCUUGGAAAUCUAAUAUCUGUUCCCUAUUCUGUUGUUAUAUCUGGGGAUUUUAAUCUCCCAAAUAUUAACUGGUCUGAAAAUCAAUCGGAAAAUAACCAUACUUUUAAAGAAUUCCUUACACAUUCUAAUCUAGUUCAACAUAUUGAUUUCCCAACUAGAUCUUCUAACAUUCUUGACUUAUUAAUAACUGACAAUUUAAAUCACAUUUCUAACUUAUCCUCACUUCCUCCCUUUUCAACCUCUGAUCAUAAUCAAUUCUCAUUCGAUAUAAAUUUAAAGAAUGAAAAGAUAAAUAAAAAUAAAAUAUUAAAUUUUUCUCUAGGUGACUAUAAUUCCUUAAACCUACAUAUAUCUCAAAUAAACUGGAAUUUUCUUUUUGUAUAUGCAGUUCCUUAUAAUAUAAAUACAAUCUAUGAAAUCUUUACUAAUACUAUAAACGAUUUAAUCAAUAAAUUUAUUCCUGUUACUAAUAUUUCAUUCUUAAAACUCCCUCCGCAUUUAACAAAAAUAAACGAGUAUCGAUCUCUUCUCUGGAAAGAUAUUCAUGAUCCCAAAAUAAAAUUUAAAUUCAAUUAUGUUAACAAAAGAUUUGAAAAAGAACUUAAAAAAUUCUAUAAAUAUAGGGAAAACAAAUUAAUAAGUGAUAAGAAUCCAAAAAAAGUUUUUAACUAUAUCUCAUCACAACUUAAGGUAAAAAAUCUUAGUAUUCCCGCAAUAAAGGAUAACUCCAGAAACAUUUUAGUAAAUACUGAUAAUGAAAAAGCUAAUCUUUUUGGAAAUUAUUUUCACACCAUAUUUAACAAAGACAUACCCACGAGUUCAAAUUCAGACUAUGAAAAUUCAUCUAUUACUA
Molecule: messenger RNA, 1993 nt
Organism: Meloidogyne enterolobii
Lineage: Eukaryota; Metazoa; Nematoda; Chromadorea; Rhabditida; Meloidogynidae
Source: the annotation of a GenBank genome assembly